Argentina anserina (silverweed cinquefoil) is the source of this 1440-nucleotide messenger RNA. RefSeq lists its product as uncharacterized. Lineage: Eukaryota; Viridiplantae; Streptophyta; Magnoliopsida; Rosales; Rosaceae. The record is from RefSeq and is a predicted model, not a curated record. The transcript is spliced from 3 exons. The coding region runs from base 539 to 1213 and encodes 224 amino acids.
UUGGGAGGUCCUAAGCGGCAUAGACGACCUAUUAAUUAUUAUGCGGUUCGAGGCUGCCCCCUAUUAUGUUUUCAAAUACCAUACCAACGAACAUUACUAUAGUCACAAUCAAGUGAAAUUAAAGUGAUUACUUUAUUUUUGCUCACUUUUUUAUUAUAUUUUCUAAUUAUAGCACAAAUUAAAUAUAUUUAACAUGAUCAUUUCUACAAGUUUUUUAACAAUUUUAAAUUAUAAAUCAUCGACGGGUUGUGUAUAAAAUUUCUGUCCUUGUACCUAUCCGUGGGCCAUGUAUGCCCACAGAGUAAAAUUCCCUUUAUAGCACAUGACCGUCCUCCUUGGUCUUUCUAGAGGCACACAGAAACCUCUCUCCCUCUCUGUCUUUCCCAAUUUCCUCUCCUUCCUUAUUACAGAGCCUCUCUCUCUCUCUCUCUCUCUCUCUCUCUCACCUUGAUCCCUCUCCUCCAUUUUUCACUCUCAGCUUUCACCACCCAACCUUCCACAACUCUCAAACAGCAAAUUCUUCACAACUCAGUCAACAAUGGCAGCCUACUUCGUCUCUGAACCAAUGCAAAGAGACAUUACCUCCCGGAAAAGGAAGGAGCUGGGUCAGCUCGACCAAGUCAACCACGACUUGUCCGACUUCUCUCUUUCCUCUCCCGCCACUAAGAUUCGCCGCCUGGAUGCGCAAUUACCGCCGAUUUUGGAGGAAGAUGAGGUUGAAAUCGACCCGGCUCCGAAUCAUGAGAUGAACUUGGAGCUUGAUAAUCAAGAAAGGGCUAUUGUGCCCUUCAACCCUGUGAAAAACCCAAUGCUCCGUAACCCUUCAAAUGUCUCUAUCUCACUUAGUCCUGACCUUGUUUCUGGUUUCAAGGACCACUAUCUUCGCUCCAGCUAUCACUACGGCAUGAAAUCUGACAACCAAUGUACAGCUGUUGUUACAUGGGUGCCAUCUCAGCUCGCUUCUAUGCCAGUUAAGGAGGUUUCACAAUCCGAUGAUGGAGGAGAGCCCAUGGAGGAUGAAGACAUGGGUGCAGCGGCGAUGGAGGUUGAGGAGAGCAGUACAUCAGGGGGAGGAGCACAAGGAACAAGCAAUGGCUAUGGUGGAGGGAUUUGGGCUGGUAGUAGUGAGGGGUUUUUGCAGUGGCAGCAACAGCAUUGUAUGAUACCACAGCCUCCACAGAACAUAACGACACCCAUCACUUGGCUUCAAUGAGACCCAACAAAUGCUUAACAGGGCUACUAGGUUUGGUUAUGAGGAAAUGAGACCUGUAUCUCUUACUAGGAGGUCUGUGUUUCUAAGUUCUAACACUAGUCUUUUAAGAAAUGAUGUUAGUUAUGUAAUGUUGAUAGCGGCGUAGGAAUUUUUUUCCAAGAAAGAUCUGCAGGUUUGUGAUGGGCUACAAUGAACAAGUAGCAGCCUAGCAGGGCUUCUUACUCUGA